AUGAAUUACCUUUAUAAUAUUUCAGAAUCUUUAAAAAAGAUUUUUAAUUAUUUUAGUAGUAUUACAAGAGAUUGUGAAAAGAAAAGAGUUUUAAUAAUUGGGUGUGGUUUUGGAGGUAGCCAAGUUGCAAAAUUAUUAGAUUCAAAUUUUGAAGUAACUGUUGUUGAAAGAAAACAAACAUUUUUUAAUAGUAUUGCAUCAAUAAGAGCAAUAGUUGAACCAGAAUUGGCAAAAAAAAUAUAUAUACCAUAUGAUAAACUAUUGAAAAAUGGUAAAUUUAUUUAUGGUACAGUUAUUGAAAUUUCACCAACUCUUGUAAAAUUAGAAGAUGGUAAAGAAUUAACAUUUGAUUAUUUAGUAAUUGCAACUGGUUCAAAUUCAUUGGCACCUUUUAAAGCACCAUUAGAAAAAAUAUCAGGUACUGAAAUUUUUAAUUACUAUAAAGACAUAUCAGAACAAAUUAAACAAGCUAAAAGUAUAUUAAUAGUUGGGGGUGGUUCAGUAGGUUGUGAAGUUGUUGGAGAAAUUAUUAAUAAAUAUCCAAUUAAAAACAAAGAAUUGGCAAAGAAAAUUACGAUUGUUCAUAGUGGUAAUAAAUUAGUAUCAUCCAAAACAAAUAAUAAAUUCAAUAAUUUAAUUAAUGAAUCUAUGAAAAAAAGAAACGUUUCAGUUAUAUUAAAUGAUAGAAUUGAAAUUCCAGAUGAUAUAAAACAAUGUUUUAUUAAUCAAACAUCACCAAAUUUUCAAGUUUCAUUAAAAACAUAUAAAACUAAAAAUGGGUUAUCAAUUGAAUCUGAUUUUGUAAUUUGGACAAUUGGUAUUAAAUUAAAUAGUGAAUCUUAUAAAACUAAUUUUUCAAAUGAAAUUAAUGAAAUUGGUCAAAUUAAAGUUAAUCAAAGUUGUCAAGUUCAAGGAUACGAUAAUAUAUUUGCAAUUGGUGAUAUUACAGAUUUUGAUGAACUUAAAACCACAUACAAUGCACUUUCACAUGGGAAUAUAGUAGCUAAAGUUAUAAAAGAUUUAUCAAAUGGUAAAAAUAAAAACCAACUUGCAAAACAUAAAUUAUUACCACCAAUCAUUAGUCUAUCACUAGGUCCAAAAGAUGGUUUAACUCAAAUUAAUUCAAAUUUAAAUUUUGGUUCAUUUAUAUCAAGAAUAUUAAAAUCAAAUAAUUUAUUAAUUAAUAGAUUUCAAACACAUUUUAAUAAUCCAGAACCAUUAAAAUGA
Dictyostelium discoideum AX4 is the source of this 1227-nucleotide messenger RNA. RefSeq lists its product as hypothetical. Lineage: Eukaryota; Evosea; Eumycetozoa; Dictyosteliales; Dictyosteliaceae. The record is from RefSeq and is a predicted model, not a curated record. The transcript has 2 exons. Bases 1 to 1227 code for a protein of 408 amino acids.